Messenger RNA from Chinchilla lanigera (long-tailed chinchilla), 3762 nucleotides. RefSeq names its product WD repeat domain, phosphoinositide interacting 1 (gene Wipi1). Gene Ontology annotation, molecular function: phosphatidylinositol-3-phosphate binding; protein binding; phosphatidylinositol-3,5-bisphosphate binding. Gene Ontology annotation, cellular component: extrinsic component of membrane; cytosol; phagophore assembly site membrane. The record is from RefSeq and is a predicted model, not a curated record. NCBI's taxonomy places the organism in Eukaryota, Metazoa, Chordata, Mammalia, Rodentia, Chinchillidae. Gene Ontology annotation, biological process: nucleophagy; autophagy of mitochondrion; protein localization to phagophore assembly site.
GUCCCUAGCAAUUGGAACCAAAGCUGGUUACAAGCUGUUUUCUUUGAGUUCUGUGGAGCAACUGGACCAAGUCCAUGGGAAUAACGAAAUCCCCAAUGUCUACAUUGUGGAACGCCUCUUCUCCAGCAGCCUGGUGGUGGUGGUCAGUCACACAAAGCCACGGCAGAUGAACGUGUAUCACUUCAAGAAAGGCACAGAGAUCUGCAACUACAGCUACUCCAGCAAUAUCUUAUCCAUCAAGCUGAACCGGCAGAGGUUGCUGGUGUGCCUGGAAGAGUCCAUUUAUAUCCACAACAUUAAGGAUAUGAAGCUGCUGAAGACCCUUCUGGAUAUUCCUGCAAAUCCAACAGGUCUGUGUGCCCUCUCUAUCAACCAUUCCAAUUCUUACCUGGCCUAUCCUGGAAGCCUGACUACAGGCGAGAUUGUGCUUUAUGAUGGAAGCUCCCUGAAAACAGUCUGCACCAUUGCUGCCCACGAGGGCACGCUGGCUGCCAUCACCUUCAACUCCUCAGGCUCCAAACUAGCAAGCGCAUCAGAGAAAGGCACAGUCAUCCGGGUGUUCUCGGUACCUGAUGGGCAAAAGCUCUAUGAGUUCCGCAGAGGAAUGAAGAGGUACGUGACAAUCAGCUCUCUGGUUUUCAGUAUGGACUCGCAGUUCCUGUGUGCCUCCAGCAACACGGAGACCGUGCACAUCUUCAAACUGGAACACCUCACCCACAGCCGCCCGGAAGAGCCUUCCACCUGGAGUGGCUACAUGGGAAAAAUGUUCAUGGCCGCCACCAACUACCUCCCCGCCCAGGUGUCGGACAUGAUGAACCAGGACAGGGCUUUUGCCACCGGACGCUUGAACUUCUCUGGGCAGAAGAACAUCUGCACGCUGUCCACGAUCCAGAAAUUGCCAAGGCUGCUGGUCGCCUCCUCUGAUGGACACCUUUACAUCUACAAUCUGGACCCUCAGGAUGGAGGAGAGUGCGUCCUAAUCAAGACUCACAGCUUGCUUGGCUCAGAAACCGCCGAAGAGAACAAAGAAAAUGACCUCAGACCUCCCUUACCUCAGUCUUACGCAGCGACCGUAGCCAGACCAAGCCCAUCUGCCGCCUCCACCAUGCCAGGUUACUCUGAGGACGGCGGGGCACUCCGAGGAGAAGUUAUUCCGGAGCACGAGUUCGCAACGGGACCAGUGUGUCUUGAUGAUGAGAAUGAGUUUCCCCCUUUUCCAUUUAGGGAAACACAGAGACCCGUUUGUGAGCUUCAGUUAGCAAACACCCCAGCGAGUCAACUUGAAGCCGGUGCAGAUGGAAGCAGGAUGAGACCACGGCUUGGACAACCGACUCCUAGAGCCAGAGAAGGCAGCGCAGUGUCCACAAGGCCUUGCUCGGAAUUUCUUUGGUGACCGCUGUCGUAUGUCAGUGAGAUCCACUUGUAAAAGACAGUGCAGGUUUGCUUCCCCUUUCCCAUGGAUCCAUGGAACAGCCUAGGAAGCACAUUUGGCUGAAGGAAGAACACAGCUCUUGGGGGCCCUUCGUACACUGCUGGGGGUGUCUGGGACUUCCUUGUUGGCUCUGGGGACUGCAGCUUGAGAUUGGCAGUUCUGGCUUCUACUAGGCGGGUUUCCAGAUAUGUUGCCGGCAAGCGAUGUUUGUAUCCUAGUGGUAGGGAGGAGUGGCUCUUUCAAAUACUAAUUUUACAUCUCAAAACAUCCGUUGGCGUGCUGCCUAACGGUUGUUGCCUAAACCAGUUGUUUAGCCUUUGGGUUCUUGCGAUGCCAACUGUCCCUAGAGGGAGUUUUUCUGUCUCCGUGAGAGUGGGUGAUUACUUCAUGGAAAUUGCAUCUUUCAGGCACCAGAGCAUUCUAGGUCAGACACAGUGGGGACAAAUGUGACCAUCCCACUCCACCCAGGUUUACAGCACUCAGACGCUCACUGGAUUCUGUUCUAGUAAUUUUAGCAAAAGCCUGUGGCUGGUCUAAAAUAUUGCAAGGUUAUGAAUUAGAUUCUUAAUUGCAAUCAGCAAAAUUACAGCCUCUCAAAUUUACAGAAUUAGGGUAAUUUGGACACUGGCAAUUAGAAUGUAGUCCCUUGCCAGAAAAAACCUGUAUAAAUCAUAAGUACCCUCUGCAUUUGUUCGGGGUAAAACCAGAAUUGGAGAUGCUUCAUAUUAGAACUAGUGCUCAAAUUAUCACCCGGCCUGAACCUGCAUACAGCGCAUGAAGCUGGCUAAGAGCCAGUUGGCUUAAAUCUCAUCAAGAAUUUUUAUUAAUAUAAAAGAGAUGUUCCCUCUCAGAGAGAAAGUUGGUCAUUGAAUGAGGACACUAGAGCAGUUGACACCAGUGUCAGGCAGCCCCUAGAUGCAGGGCAGGUCCUGGGUGUCACGGCAGUCCCAAGGCCCAGCUUGUCCUUGAGCCUCCGGGUAGACGGGUAGAAGACACCACCUCCUGAGGGCCUGGCCAGUAGCAGGCAGCUUCUCCACGUCACCGCGCUGGGACCAGAGACGUGCGUGCGCCUGCGGUGCUGCUCAGCGCCGCUGUGUCAGCUGUCCCAUAGUGGCGGCAGCGUUCCGGCAGGGACAUUAGAAACUCCCUCUCCUUGCCUGUAUUCAAAAUGACCAUGUCUGCUGCAAGCAUUUGUCCAGAAUCCGCAUCUUCACUCAUAUGCCUUAAAAGCUGCUGAGACUACAGAAGAAUCUUAGUGUCUCAGCUUGGUUAAAAACACUCUUCUCGGUAGGAGCACAGGCUCGCGGGGCGCCCCCAGCCUCUGCCUUCAGAACACGGGUGGUCGCGGAUGGCCUUUGUGAAAUGUACUGACGCUGCCUGUGGGCCGUCCCUUCCUCCUUGGGUUUUAGUAGAGGCGCUAGAGAGCCGCCCAUCUCUGGGGCCUGAGGGAGAGGCUGCCUCUGAAGGCCGCGCAGCUUCUGCCUCGGUGGCGUAUACUGACCCUGUAAUGGCGACCUAGUCUGUGUUUACAAGUAAGAUGACCCUUUUUUUAAAAAAUGCACAUACACAUAUAAAUAUACACACGCGCAUGCACAUACAGAGUCAGUAUUUUUGGAACCUGCCGUGCUUGUCUUUCACCUGCCUCAGGUGGGUGGCUUUCCUGAGGUGUGGGUGAGGGUCAGCCUGGGGGUGCACGGAAAAGCCCCCCAGGGUCCGCCGCCUGUGUUCACCUCGUAAGGGCAUAGACCUUAGCGGACAGCGCUGCCCACAGCCUCUUCCUGGGGAGAGUAAGGCCAUUCUGUUUUGAUUCCGGUAGAUAAUCUUGUGCCGUGGAAGUCAGAAGGGCAAAGCGAAGCAGUGCUGACGAGAAGCGCACCUCAGAAAUCAGGACAGCCCUUGUCGGGUGGUUUUGGAGAAAACAAGGAAGGUGGAAGAAUGGAGUGCGAUUGUGUGAACAGGAAGGGGGGCAGGAACCCCGGGUGCUGCGCUUCCUCAGCCACGGGACGCGGCUGACUCCUCACCGAGACCCCGGGCACCUGGGACCCUGCGUCUACCCCGUGCUGUCUCGGAUCCCUUCAGACCACAGUGUAAAUGCUAACUAACCAUAUUGGUAUGUAGCCAAAACUUUAUAUUAAAAAGGGUAUCCUUUUUAAAUGUAUGCUGUGUAAAAAAAUGUACUUAUAGGAAAACCUCUUUGAAUUGUAUUUCUUGUAUAUUACAUUCAUAUAGAGAAAUUAUUUUAGUCGGGCAAAGUAUUUUUGCAGUGAUUGGAAUACAUCAUUUAUUACCUUUGAGUCCCAUUUAGGACACUAAUAAAAUAUGGCAAUGCA